Molecule: messenger RNA, 766 nt
Organism: Lepisosteus oculatus (spotted gar)
Lineage: Eukaryota; Metazoa; Chordata; Actinopteri; Semionotiformes; Lepisosteidae
Gene: clxn
Product: calaxin
Molecular function (GO): calcium ion binding
Source: RefSeq, a predicted model, not a curated record
GUUUUCUACCGUCCUACUGACGUCGAAAUCGGAGGAAAAAAAUCGCGAAAAUGUCGGAAAUGUCGGCGAUGAACAGAAAAAAUAUACAAAAACUUGCAGAAUCCCUGUCUAGACAAGUGAAACACUUCGACAGGAACGAGACGGAAAGUUUGAUCACGCUGUUCAACACGCUGCUGGGGGAGCAGAGCGACAGGCGGGCAGGAAGUGGCCUGGACCGGGGACGCUUCAGGAACGUGCUGCACAACACAUUUGGAAUGACGGACGACAUGAUUAUGGACAGAGUCUUUCGUGCCUUUGACAAGGACAACGACAGUUACAUCAGCAUAAAAGAAUGGGUGGAGGGACUGUCUGUGUUUCUGCGUGGGACCUUGGAUGAAAAGAUAAAAUAUUGUUUUGAUGUCUAUGACCUGAAUGGGGAUGGAUAUAUUUCUCGAGAAGAGAUGUUCCAUAUGCUAAAAAACAGCCUAAUAAAACAACCCACAGAAGAAGACCCAGAUGAGGGGAUCAAAGACUUGGUAGAGAUCACACUGAAAAAGAUGGACCAUGACCACGACAGCAGACUUUCAUACACAGAUUUUGAGAAAGCAGUGCGGGAUGAAAAUCUUUUACUUGAAGCCUUUGGAAUGUGCCUUCCUGAUACAAAGAGUAUACUGGCAUUUGAACAGCAGGUGUUCCACAAUACUACUGAGACUUAAAUAAUAUUAUAUAAUCUAGAAUUGACUACCUUUGUAAGAAAUAAACUUUUAUUUGGAUGUAUUGCAAACAA